CGGACGGUAAAUAGGAGAGGAGCGCAAAAUGGCGGAGCCGCUCAGCCCCGGCCCAGGCCCCGACGCCGCCGUCGCCGCCGAGAAAGACCCGCUCGGGAGAACGACAACGUCGCCUCAGCUGACGGCCAAGAAGGUCCGGACGGAGGAGAAGAAGCAGCAGCAGCAGCAGCAGCAGCAGCAGGCCCGGAGGGUCAACGGGGAAGGGGGCGGCGGGGACAAGCAGCAGCAGCAGCAGCCGCCGCCUCCUCACCCCUAUGGCAGCUCCGCCAGCUGGAGCUUCGCCGCCCUGGCCUCCUCCUCGUCGUCGUCCUCCUCCUCCAUGGGCGCCGGCUUGUCCUUCCCCGCGGCCAAUUCCUUCCCCUCCCCGCCGUCGUCGUUGCCCCGCAAGGCGCCGCUUCCCGCUCAGCCCCUCCACCAUCUUCUGCUCCCGCCCGCCGCCGCCGCCGCCGCCGCCAAACCCCGCAGGCCCAAGGAGAAACGGGAGAAGGAGAAGCGGAGACACGGGCUCGGCGGCACCGGACAGGCCGGAGGAGCCCGCGAAGAGAACGGGGACGGGAAGGCGCUGCCCAGAGAUAAAAUCAAAGAGAAAAUUAAAGAGAGGGACAAAGAGAAGCAAAAAGAAAAAAAGAAACAUAAAGCUAUGAGUGAGAGCAAGAAGGAGAAUGGAGAGGUCAAAAUACUGCCAAAAGGCGGAAAGGAGAAACCAAAAACAAAUGCAGAAGACUUACAGAUUAAAAAGGUAAAGAAGAAAAAGAAAAAGAAACAUAAAGAGAGUGAAAAACGGAAGCGUCCCAAAAUGUAUAGCAAAUCAAUUCAGACCAUCUGCUCAGGAUUGCUUUCUGACGUUGAGGAUCAAGAAGCCAAAGGCAUCAUAGAUGAUCAUCUAAAGGAUUUCAUGGGGAAGAAUUUGGAUCCCAAGAAGGACUAUGAGUCCAAGAUACCAGAGAACAGUGAGUUUCCAUUUGUCUCGUUAAAGGAGCCACGGGUUCAAAAUAAACUCAAAAGGUUGGACACAUUGGAGUUCAAACAGCUCAUUCAUAUUGAGCACCAGCCUAAUGGAGGUGCAUCAGUUAUCCAUGCCUACAGUAAUGAACUCUCCCACUUGUCUCCUGUGGAGAUGGAGAGGUUUGCAGAAGAGUUUGUGGGUCUGAUUUUUAGUGAAAAUGAAAACUGUGCAGCUUUCUAUGUAAUGGGUAUUGUUCAUGGGGCAGCUACUUAUUUACCUGACUUUUUAGACUACUUUUCAUUUAAUUUUCCCAAUUCGCCAGUGAAAAUGGAGAUAUUGGGAAAGAAAGAUAUAGAGACAACAACUAUGUCCAAUUUUCAUGCUCAGGUAAAAAGAACGUAUUCCCAUGGUACAUAUAGAGCUGGCCCAAUGCGACAGAUCAGUUUGGUGGGAGCGGUGGAUGAGGAAGUGGGAGAUUACUUUCCAGAGUUCCUGGACAUGUUGGAAGAUUCACCUUUUUUAAAAUGUACACUGCCCUGGGGGACACUAUCUAGUCUAAAAUUAGAAAGCCGAAAAGAUAGUGAUGAUGGUCCCAUCAUGUGGGUUCGUCCAGGAGAACAGAUGAUCCCUGUGGCUGACAUGCCAAAGUCGCCUUUUAAAAGGAAAAGAACUACCAAUGAAAUAAAAAACCUGCAGUACCUACCUCGAACUAGUGAGCCCCGUGAAAUGCUCUUUGAAGACAGGACACGAGCCCAUGCAGAUCACAUAGGACAAGGUUUUGAGCGACAGACAACAGCUGCUGUUGGAGUGCUGAAGGCUGUGCACUGUGGAGAGUGGCCUGAUCAGCCCCGAAUAACCAAAGAUGUAAUUUGCUUUCAUGCGGAAGAUUUCUUGGAGGUAGUUCAAAGAAUGCAGUUAGACUUACAUGAACCUCCGCUGUCACAGUGUGUCCAGUGGGUGGAUGAUGCCAAACUGAACCAACUGCGAAGGGAAGGCAUUCGCUAUGCCAGGAUUCAGUUAUAUGAUAAUGACAUUUACUUUAUUCCAAGGAAUGUUGUGCAUCAGUUCAAGACGGUUUCAGCUGUGUGCAGUUUAGCUUGGCAUAUUCGGCUUAAGCUCUACCACUCCGAGGGGGACACCUCCCAGAACGCAGCCACCCGUGAAGCAAGCACAUCGCCAGACCCCACAUCUUCUGUCCUUGGACUUCAUUCUGACCACACAAUUUGUACUCUAAGCAAAACCGCCUCCGAUUCCCAUUUUUCAGACACGCUGCAUACCGAGUAUGAAUUCCAGCCGAUAAAACACGAACCUAUUGCAUUGCUAAAAAUCAAGGAGGAACCCAUGAAUGUCAGUAUUCCGGAAAAGACCGUGGCCCCUAAUAACACGGACUACCAGAAGGGGAAAGGAAAAUUAGAUCGUGUUGAAUUCACAGAGUUUAAGUUUGGAGGGGACUCGAAAUUUGAAACCGGCAACAAGGACUUACAGGAAAAAUUGGGGCCUGGAAGACACAUAAGUCUAGAUGAUACAAGGCAACACAGUUCAGCCCAUCCAAGUCUGGGUAGAAAAGGAGAUGAUGACAUUUUGUGCUAAAUUUGUAUAUAUGAUUUUAAAUUCCUUUUUUAAACCUAUUGACGUAAUAAUGUCAAAAUUCGUAAAGUCUGUGAGGCAAGGCUGUGACUUGCGCUCAAGUCUGUUACAGAAAGAAUAGUUUAUGUAGCUUUGUAACAUUCCUCAGUGCCUGUCCAUAACUGUGAAGUAUCAAAGCACUUAGGGCCAGAUGCACUGUAAACAUUGCAGGUUUAACAGAACGAAGUCUUUAAAUCAUUUGAGUUGUAGCUUUUAGAAUAGAGCUGACAUUAACAUAUAUAUUUUUUGUAAGAUGAGCCAGAAUUCUUUUUGACAAUUCAAGGCUUUUCCAUAGAGCUUAUUUAUACCAAGUUUUUCAUUUUAAAUGUGUCAGCACUGUAGUGUAAAUAGCUUUUUUUUAAUCUUUUUAGUGUGAUUUAUACUGAAAUGUGGACCACUUAAUAAAGGUUCAUAAUAACAAAUUUGUUUUAUUGUUGGGUUUGCAAAAAGGAAACACUGACAGUUCAUUUAAGUUGUCCCCUUGAUCUAGUACAUUUUUAAUUUGUUGGUGAAUUCAUUUAGAAAGGAUAUUGGAGUGCCAAUAAUACUCAUUUGAAUUUAGCACAUAUUUAAAUUCCCCACACUGCAAAAGUGUUUUCUUUCAAGAUUUAAUUAUGAGAAUACACACACAUUUGUGCAUAUAUGUAUAUGUGUGUGUAUAUAUCUAUAUGCACACACAUUUAUGUGUGUGUGUGGUGGUAGGUGUGGGUCAGGUGUGUAUAUAUAUAUAUAUAUAGAGAGAGAGAGAUAUAUAGAUUAUAUAGUGCAUAUAUAAUCUAUAUAUAUCAUAUUUUGCAUAUUUUUUUAAGUUGCUGAGUAAGAUGAAUACUUGGAAACUUUGGGCACUGCUAUCGGGAAUACAUUUUUAAAUUUAGUAUUAUGAAAAUAAUUUAAGUUAAUUGAGCAUAUUGUAGAUGGUCCAGAGGACCAAGCAAGGUGUAGAACAGCAGCUUACCUCCUGCAAGUUUAGGACCCAAUGGGACAUCCUCAUUGUCCUAAUUUACUAGCUCUUUCUUGUCCAUGAAAAGGUCUGAUAAAAUAUAGUGAGGGAAAAUGUCCUUAUUCAUCUAAAUUUGAUGACUUCAAAAAUGCCAGAGUUAAGCUUCUAAUUUAUGCCUUGAGAUUCUGUUUAUAUUUUUAUGAUCUUAAUAACUUUCCUCUUUCUCCAUCCUUUUCAUGUCAAGUUUGGGGAUUCUACCUUCACUUGAUGAAGAAAAAUCCAAACGUUAGCAACACUCUAAAGACUGAGAGAUGGGAGAGACAGCUGUAUUAUGCAUAUGUUUCUCACUGAGGAGCGGUGUUUAGUGAGGUUUGUUUUUUUGUUUUUGGGGUUUUUGUUUUUUUUUGGUGUUUUUUUUGGCAUUCAGAUUUUCCAGAAGUAUUCACCAGGCUUAGUUCAUGUAGAUUUUUAUCAAAGUUGAGGUUAUAUAUUGCAAUAAAAUGUCUUUUAUAGUCCAUCUCCAAAAUGUAUGAGCCUUAAACUUUCUAAUUUGUAGGAACACCUGCUUAAAAGCAACCCCCAUCAUAUUGACUGGUGGUUGUUUUUCAAAAUGCCAUCUUGUACUAUCUCGAACCGAACCUUUCCGUAUACUGGUAAUUUAAUAGUUCUGUAAAAUGCAUACAUCCCUAUGGAGGUGAACGUGCAAAUAGUGGAUGCAGAACUCAGAUGGAGCCUCCUUUUGGCCUUGUACAGUGGCUAUUUUCUUUGUCUUGCUCAUAAUAAAAUACCCCAUGAUACAGUCUAAAGACCCUAUGGACUACCUUUGUUGAAAAUGAGAGCAUUUCUGUUUUCAUAUAGUUUUUAAUGUAUGCCCCUCUUGUGAGAUUUCAGUUCAUUUGCCAUUUCACAGGACACUCCUUUUAAUAUGUUCAAAAAACUGAAGCUAUGAUUAUUUCCUGGGUUGCUGCCAUCUGCUUUUAAUAUCCUUUACAUAAAUUGCAAAGAAAAUCUGAAAUCAGUAAAUUGAUCAAAAAUCCCCAAUUUUUUUCCUCUACCAUCAUCUGUGACCUUUGCUUACACCUUUCAUUCAACUUAUAUACCUAUAUUUCCUGCUCAGGUAACUUAGUGUGAGAAUUGAGCAUUUAUGGUACUGAGUUGAAAAAGCUUUACUAAAGCCAUACGCAUUUUCCCCUUGUCAAUAAGGCCCAGGACCUCAAUAAAAAGAGAUUAGGUUGGUCUAGCACAAUUUGUGUGUGUUUGUGUUUUUUGGUGAGAUUUUGCUGACUACCAUUUGCGUUCUCUUUGCAGUCCCUCAUGAAAACUGUCAGGGUUGAAAUUAAUCCUCUGAUUAAGUCGAAAGUAACUGACCACCAGAGACAAAUGGAGACAAACACGAUAGCCAAAUUGAAGUGCUUCCUUAGUAUUUCUUGUUUUAUACUAUCAGGUUACAGUUGUUAACAUAGCAUUAGUCCUUUAGUUGUCAAUCAUACUUGUAUUAGAGGGCUUGGAGCAAGUUUUUAACCCUGUGACAUGAAUAUUUUAAGAUAAUUUUACUUCGUUCCUUUGAAGAUCUCUUGCAUGGAUAUGAGAGGAUUACCCUGAGCUUUCUCUUUGGAAUAAAUGUUUUUAAUUACUA
Messenger RNA from Ornithorhynchus anatinus (platypus), 5148 nucleotides. It is a transcript of the gene RSBN1L, whose product is annotated as round spermatid basic protein 1 like. The coding region runs from base 29 to 2536 and encodes 835 amino acids. The transcript has 8 exons. Gene Ontology annotation, cellular component: nucleus. NCBI's taxonomy places the organism in Eukaryota, Metazoa, Chordata, Mammalia, Monotremata, Ornithorhynchidae. The record is from RefSeq and is a predicted model, not a curated record.